Molecule: messenger RNA, 181 nt
Organism: Paramecium primaurelia
Lineage: Eukaryota; Ciliophora; Oligohymenophorea; Peniculida; Parameciidae
Source: the annotation of a GenBank genome assembly
UAUGAUGAAUAAUGAUGUCCAUUUUUCAAGGAUUUUAAUUGUUGCUUUAUCAACACAAAAUCAAGAUUAUUAAUAAAAUCAAAAAGCAAUGCUAUUUUACUCUAAACUUCUAGAAGGAAUGAGACUCAAUUUUUUAAAAGAUUAUCCUAAUUACUACCAACUAUAAAAGAUUAAGCACUGA